AUGUGUCCAAUGCAAUUUUCACGCCUAGUAAUCUCUUAUGGAUUUAUUGUGUUUGUUCAUGCUAUUCAGCAUGGCACCAACAUACCAUCCACUCCAAAGGAACUCAGUUAUACAAUUAAUGAGGAAGCCGAAGUUGGCUCCUUUAUAGGAAACUUGAAAUUAGAUGCGGAGCGAAAAUUCCUCAUUCCAUACAGCCAGUUAACUCACUUCGAAUUGUACGAUGACUCAAAGCAGAAUUAUUUUCGGAUUGAACCUGACAGUGGAAAGCUAUUUGUUGCGGCUCGCAUUGACCGGGAAACCAUUUGUCCACAGCCUGAACUAUUGUCUGGACGACUUGCUGUACAAGAUCAUCGAAUGUGGGCCCCAACGCUCGGAUCUGAGGAAUACGGUCAGUCCGAUAGUAAAAAAUGUGAACUACACUUAUCUCUGUUUGUGGCUCAAGAAUACUGGAUUAACGUGAUAAUUGCCAUUCACGAUAUCAAUGACAAUCGACCAUAUUUCCCUAUUGGGUCGGGAGAAUCCACAAAACCAAAUGUAUACGUUGUAAGUGUCUCUGAAUCUGUCCAACCUGGACAUGAGGUCCCUCUGAUUGGAGCCCGAGAUUCCGAUUCUGGGAUUAAUGCUGUACAGAGUUACACACUCCGAGGUGACGAACUCAAUCCCGCCUUAUUCGCUGUGUCCUAUUCACCUCCAUUUACACUCAAUUUGAUUGUCCUUGACGAACUUGACGCUGAACGCAAAGCGAAUUACACAGGGGAAAUUGUAGCCUGCGACGGUGGUCAACCCAGUCCAAAAUGUGGUGUCCAACCUUUGCUUAUCCACGUUACAGACGUAAAUGACAACAAGCCGGUAUUCGAAAAACAAGUCUACGAAGUUACGGUCAACGAAACUGUGCUCAAUGGGUCAACUGUGCUUACUGUGCAUGCUAGUGAUGCUGACUCUGGUUCACAUGGCAGCGUACGUUAUCAGAUUGGGCAACCGGUUAGUCAAGUUGUUUUGGAUCAUUUCGGGUUGGACGCAUCCUCAGGAAGAUUGUACACAAAGAAACCCAUCGAUGCCAAAGACACAGCUCUUUUUGUUAUCCCAGUUCUAGCAAAGGAUGGGGGAAAUGUACCUUUAAUCGGACAAAGUGUUGUGCGCAUCAGUGUAACCGACGUAAACGAUCACGCCCCCUGGAUUGAGGUCAGACCAGUGCAGCUUCCUGGAAAGCAGGUCACCAGCGGUGUCAAAUUUUCCGAAGGGGCGAUGUGGGUUUAUGAGAACCAACCAGUUGGGACCAACCUUGGUUUGAUUAUUGUCGGAGACGAAGAUAUUGGUGAUAAUAGUUUGGUUGAAUGCAAACUUCAAGAAAGAGAGUACAGAUUUUACCUUGAACAUGCGAAUUCAGCAAAAGGGAGAGAAAUGUACAGUCUGAGUACCAACCAAUCGUUUGAUCGAGAAUCCCUUCCAGACGGAUCCACAUCCGUUCAGAUCACUUGUUCCGACAAAGGAGAUCCGACACAAAAAACUGAGAAAAGUAUAGCUAUUCAAAUACUUGAUGUAAACGAGUUCAGUCCUGAAUUCCCAGCAGACAGACGUAACUAUAAUAUCCAGAUCGAAGAAGGACAAAAUCCUGGAUCUUUCGUGUUCCAGGCGGAGGCAACCGAUCUGGACGCCACUCCAAUGAUUUAUUAUUAUCUGUCUCGUGAGGCACAAAGUUUAUUCCAUAUCGAUCCACAUUCUGGUCGUGUCACCACGCGUAAACUACUUGACCGGGAAUCUACACCGAAAAUUCGUUUCACCGUGCACGCCACUGAUAAGAACCUUCUGGAAAGCGAUGUCAACUCCACACUCGCGAAUAUCACAAUAACACUUACCGAUAUCAAUGACAAUGAGCCAACGCUGGUGGAAAAUGAAGUGUUAAGAAUUGUAGAAAAUCGUCCAGGCUUUUCAGAUCUUGUCGGACAGUUAAUCGCAAUCGACAAGGAUGCUGGCCUGAACGGCACCGUGCGAUACAAAUUGCUUUCUGUGCUAACCGAAAAUAACAAUCUCGUGAACGAUACGUUCAUGGUAAAUCAGGAAUCUGGGAAGUUAUUCACUUUGCGUAGUCUGGAUAGAGAACAGUGUUCCCAGUAUAGGUUACACGUACUUGCUUACGACUUGGGCACACCGGAAUCAAAAAAUACAACUCAGACAAUUGUAGUUGACGUUUUGGAUGAGAAUGACAACAAACCUGAGUGGAGACCUAUGCUACCCUUGUUACCGGAUGGACAAUAUAGUGCGCAGUCUGCCUAUUCAAAAUACGCAUCUCGUCUUCUGGGUUUGGAUAAGGUUUUCGAACUAGGCCAGCUCAACACUACAGCACCUCUGCAUCGGGGACAGCGCGUUUGCAAGCUAGCAGCUACGGAUGCUGAUUCGGCCCGGAAUGCGAACCUUACUUUCCACUUGGUAACGACUUAUUUUACACCCGAAAUAGAAGGUGACGAUACGCAACGCCUUAUGUAUCAUUCGGGUAAAGCAACAACAAUGCCAAACUAUUUUAUGGUCUCCUCCACAUCCGGUGAACUAAUGAUCGGUGCGGGGUUGAGAGGCGCUGGAUUAUCAGAACCCGGGUUAGCAGAGAUCUACCUGCGCGUUAGUGAUAACGGAAACCCCCCACUGGAGAAGACUGCUCGGCUUUUUGUUCGUAUCUCAGACACAAGUUCCAGUCUAUUCGGAAUGGGCACGUCUGGUAAAGGACUACUUACCUACCUUAUCUCAAACGGGAAUAUCGGUAUAGCCUUGACCAUUGUCCUGAUAUUUGUUAUGUGCCUUACAUCAAUAUGCCUGAUAGUGGCUUUCAGCGCACUACGACAACGUUCACAAGCACCGACUUGUUGUCCAUGUUGCUACAAAACAGACGAUAAAUUCAAUACAACACCACCACCACCGGACCGGUUCAACUACGCGUGCCUUACAUCAAUAUGCCUGAUAGUGGCUUUCAGCGCACUACGACAACGUUCACAAGCACCGACUUGUUGUCCAUGUUGCUACAAAACAGACGAUAAAUUCAAUACAACACCACCACCACCGGACCGGUGUCAACUACGCAUGCAUCCACAACUGAUCACCGAGGACGGACUUAAUUUAGACGGGCAAGUUAGCGUGCUGGGGAAAUUCUAUCAUACUCCGAAAUCGAGUUCUGUAUUUUCCGACAGCGGAAGUCUGUACAAGUGGACACCAGAGGGAACUACCUACACGAUUGGAAAUUUUGGCCCUCCACCAAUCUACAAUUUUUCCGUUCUUAAUGCCACAAUGGAUCGAAUGCACGCGAGCCACACUGGCAGUGACAAAAGUGGGACGGCGCUGCUCUCACAUGAACCAAGUUGCCCCACCAAUCCUUUGUUUGAUGAACACACACCAAGUACUGAAAUAGCGAGUGUACAACGUGCGAUCCACUCUACUGCACAAUGGGAUGGUAAUUUUGAUCAUACGGAAAAGCAAAGUAAUUCAUCUGGAGGGAUGCUUGGUCCGAAGUCGGAGCAUUUUCAGAAUAAGGUAGUCCAUGUGCAUGCUGUAACAAGAGAGGUCGAUGGAGGCAGUGCAGACUCAGGCCAAGGCGCUAGUGAAGAUGAACCGGUUACAGCCGAAGGAUGGAAAGGCACCAUACAGUUCUCUCAGCAACAGCCCUCAAUACAUUUAAACGGCUUCAGUCCAAAUGCUGAGACACACACUGAAAAAUCCUCUACUGUAGGCUCAAGAAAUCCCAGUCGCCCUGUGCUCUGUACAACACAGCCCAACAUUACGACAUUUUUGCACGCAUCAAAAACGAGUGAAGCGGACAAAUCCAUUGAAUCUGAAAACUCGUCGUCACCCACCUGCAUUUUGCCACCGCCUCCGCCUCCCCCGUUGAGCACAUGUCAACCCCGUUGGCAGAAACCCCUAUUUGGGAACGACUUUGGACACCAAAAUCAUCGCUUUGAAGAGUUUCCGCUGAAAGCACCUAGUCGUAUUGCACGACAGUCUGCAACGCUACCGUCAGCUUAUAAAAUGUCACCGCCUACAACGCGACGUGUAGUCAAUUACUCGCCGACGCAAGAACGACCGGUGAAGACAAAACCUUACUCCAUAUUCAGGACGAACCAGAAGGAGGUCAAAGGUUAAACAGCCUGUUUACCAAAAUUCUUCCACUCCAUUUGACGAUGCCCGGUUUUGAGUGACAAUAUCCACUUUGUUUUAUUCCUAUCACAAACAAACACCCUGAAAAACUUUCUAUUUACAUCAGUGAUGCAUUCCAUGACGUACUAGUCCCUGAGCGAUACACAGUCGGACACCGUGGCAACAUUCCAUGUAACGUUUUCAUAUUCGUGAUCUCCAUUUUUCAACUUAUUGCUAAAUUCUCCCUGCCAGCUGCAAACAGCGAUUUUGCACUUAGAGUUUUCGUACAGAUUUGAAGGAGCAUAUGAGCUCCUUCAGGAGGAAGAUUUAUUAUAACGUGUUGAGCCUCCAGGAUUUGUGGAUACUGGUAACUUCUCAGCUAAUUCCUGAAGACAGACCAACACUCCUUCCGACUUGCGGGUAAUUUCGUUUCCUGACCGUCGUCAGUUUCUUACUAUUUGCACUAUUCCUCUUCAGCGUUGGUAUUUACCUUACCACUUAACUUUAUUUGAGGGAAAACUUGUUUUUAAUAAAUUUUCUUUUCAAAAUAGACAGCAC
Molecule: messenger RNA, 4674 nt
Organism: Opisthorchis viverrini
Lineage: Eukaryota; Metazoa; Platyhelminthes; Trematoda; Opisthorchiida; Opisthorchiidae
Exons: 3
Coding region: 1-4122 (1373 amino acids)
Biological process (GO): homophilic cell-cell adhesion
Cellular component (GO): plasma membrane
Molecular function (GO): calcium ion binding
Source: RefSeq, a predicted model, not a curated record